Molecule: messenger RNA, 367 nt
Organism: Merops nubicus (carmine bee-eater)
Lineage: Eukaryota; Metazoa; Chordata; Aves; Coraciiformes; Meropidae
Product: peroxisomal membrane protein 11B-like
Exons: 1
Biological process (GO): regulation of peroxisome size; peroxisome fission
Cellular component (GO): peroxisomal membrane
Source: RefSeq, a predicted model, not a curated record
GUACUACCUCUUUGCCUUGGUGGUGAACCUGAGCCGGGACGCCUACGAGCUGCGGCUGCUGCUGGAGCGUGAGGCUGGUGGGAAAAGAGCCAAGGGCCAAGAGAAUGGCCACCAAUUUGGGGCCAGCAGUGGCCUCCAGCCCCUGGGGCUGAGGCUGCAGCUCCAGCUUCGCCUCCUGGCCCGAAUCCUUCGUCACAACCCCCCCCUGCUGCUGGACCUGGUGAAAAACCUCUGUGACCUUUUUAUCCCCCUGGACAAGCUGGGGUUGUACAAAACCAGCCCUGGUUUCGUGGGGCUCUGUGGUCUCACCUCCUCCAUCCUCUCCAUCAUCACCAUCCUUCAUCCCUGGCUCAAACUCAAGCCCUAG